Molecule: messenger RNA, 5271 nt
Organism: Anthonomus grandis grandis
Lineage: Eukaryota; Metazoa; Arthropoda; Insecta; Coleoptera; Curculionidae
Gene: Fmr1
Product: RNA-binding protein FXR1
Exons: 13
Coding region: 47-2125 (692 amino acids)
Biological process (GO): regulation of modification of synaptic structure; negative regulation of translation; anterograde axonal transport
Cellular component (GO): membrane; neuronal cell body; dendritic spine
Molecular function (GO): translation regulator activity; protein homodimerization activity; mRNA 3'-UTR binding
Source: RefSeq, a predicted model, not a curated record
UAUAGGACCUAAAUCAAGAUACCCGAAUAAGUUUGACUUUGUUACCAUGGGUUUUGCAAAAUUCAAAAUAGUUGUCAAGUGUGGCAGAUUUCUUCAAAAAGUUUGGUGCAUUCUGAAGCGAUCAUUACAGCAAUUUCGGUCAGAAGUAAAAUCCGUCUUAGGCCGGACCUGUCUGUUCCAGUCUGUCAUCUUCGUUUUUCCGCAGAGCGGCACUAGUGCAACUCGAUUUCAGCUCAAGGCUGUUUCCUCAUCCAAGAACGAAAUCAACAUGGAGGAUUUAGCAGUAGAAGUUGUCGGCGAAAAUGGAGCCCUGUAUAAGGGCUUCAUUCUCGAUGUAUUUGAUGACAAAGUGUUGGUACACUUCGAAGAUGAGUGGCAACCUGAUUCAAAGUUCCCUUAUGAACAAGUUAGGCUUCCCCCCGCUCCAAGUGAUGCCAAGGUUGAAUUCACUGAGAAUUUGGAGGUUGAGGUCUUCUCUAGGUCAAACAAUCAAGAAGGAAAUGGCUGGUGGAAGGCAAGAAUUAAGAUGAUGAAGGGAGAUUUCUAUGUGUUGGAAUACCUUGGUUGGGAAACCACCUACACGGAAAUCGUUAGCGUUGAUCGACUUAGGCUCAAAAAUAAUAAUCCACCUAUUGAUAAGUCAAUGUUCUUUAAAUUCGAAAUUGAGGUUCCAGAUGAUGUAAAAGACUAUUGCAAAAAAGACACCCACAAGGAGUUUGCAAAAGCAAUAGGCGCUGGCCGCAUCUUUUACAACAGUGAAAAGGGAGUACUGACGGUGAUUUCUAGCUCCGAAUCUAGUCGUAAGAGGGCCGCACUUGUGCAAGACAUGCACUUUAGGAGCUUGUCUCAAAAAGUGCUGUUGAUGAAAAGAACUGAAGAGGCUGCCAGGCAAUUGGAGAGCACUAAGUUAGCGACCAUUGGAGGCUAUUCCGAUGAGUUUCAUGUUAAAGAAGAUCUUAUGGGACUAGCAAUUGGGGCUCAUGGUGUUAAUAUCCAGCAGGCAAGAAAGGUUGAAGGCAUUACAAACAUUGAAUUGGAAGAAAAUUCUUGUACAUUUAAGAUUUAUGGUGAAACAGAUGAGGCAGUUAAGAAGGCUAGGUCCAUGUUGGAAUAUAGUGAAGAAUCAUUGCAAGUGCCUAGGGCUUUAGUAGGAAAGGUUAUUGGGAAAAAUGGUAGAAUUAUUCAAGAAAUUGUUGAUAAAAGUGGUGUGGUUCGUGUGAAAAUUGAAGGAGAUAAUGAGCCGCAGCCUACAAUCCCUAGAGAGGAAGGGCAGAUACCCUUUGUCUUUGUGGGGACUGUUGAAAGCAUAUCUAAUGCAAAGGUUCUGCUUCAAUAUCACUUAGCACAUCUUAAGGAAGUGGAACAGCUGCGUCAAGAAAAACUAGAGAUUGAUCAGCAACUGCGCAGUAUACAUCACCACGGGUCCAACCUUGGCUCGAUGCAGUCCCUUUCGAUGAGCGGCCGUCGUUCCGACCGAGGCUACAGCUCAGACAUUGACGGUCGGGGACCGGGAGGCGGCGGUCCGAGGGGCGGACGAGGUGGCGGCAGAGGCAGGGGCGGCGGUUCGAGAGGAGGCUAUCGCUACGGUCAGGGUUCUCGUCACCAAACGCCCGAUAUAGAAGAACGAGGAGGGCCAGAUCGUUGGGACUACUCGAGGGACGGAAUGAAUAGGCGCGGCGGUAGAGGCCGACGGGGAGACGGUAGAAGAGAUGAUCGUCGUAGAAACCACGACGAAGAAGAGACAGUCAUGGAUACUCAAGAUGUUUCUAGUGCAGACAGAGAGUCAGUCUCUAGUCAAGAGAGGUCGUGGUCAGAAAGCGGAAGAGGGAGACCGGCCGCCGGACGACGCCGUAGAAGAGGAGGCAGGGGUGGUUACCAGAGAGAACCAAUGGAUGGCUCCAGGGAACCAUACGAACCAGUAUACGAUGUUGCCAAUGAUGAUCGUACUACAGUACCCAAUCAUACGGACCCUCCGGUAGACCUGCCGCCAAUCAAUAACGGUUACCCCAAGCAAAAUGGCGCAUCGGCUCCCCCACCCAACGGCAAUGGAAAACCCCGAACCAACAGACCACCGCGACGCAACGACCGACCCAAUGAACCCCUGGUCAACGGCACGUCUGCCUAGAACCAGCCAGACCAUCUCCUACCACACUGGAUCAUUAAACUUCUACUAGUUUUAUCAAAAAAUGCGCGUCCGUUGAAGCAGGUAAGGGAACGGGUGCUCGUUUAGUUGGUGCAAAUUGGUAUAAAGAUGGUUUUAAAUUGAUUUAUUACUAAUUUGACUAGCUUAGCAAGUGUGUACGUGAAUGUAUCUAGCUUAUAUUUGUUCUGUGGCAUCUAAGUUAAAUGUAUCUUUUCACACUAUCAAAAAAAAUAGGAAUAGAACUGCCUUAGUUUUGGGUUAAGAGCCUGACGCAUAUGUUAUUUAUUUUUCAAGGCAGAUAUAACGAAUGUAUCAAAAUAAUAAAUUAGUAGUCAUCAAAAAGGUGUGUAAGUUUGAACAAAUCCUGCAGCCGUUGGUUUUUUUGGCCGUUUGUGGUCUAUGCCAAAAAAACGAAAAUGUGUCUGCUCUCUUGACGUUUUUUAUGAUAUUCUGUAUUUGAUUUACCGAGACAAGCAAUACAGUAAAAUUUACAAAGCAAAAAAUGAUAAGUAAAUGCUCUACAAUUAACUUUACGGAAAUGAAGCUGUACAAUGGGAAGAAACUUAGAGGGCGUCAAAUAAUUGGUUUUCUUUUGACUCAUGAUUUUUUUUUGCCCUGAUUGUCUCCCGUUGUUAUAUAGCUUCGCUCCCAGAAGGUAAAUUGUAGAAAGUUUAAUAAUCUUCAUUUGUUAUUUUAUACAUUUCUUUGUACGACUUAUGUUAAAGGCAAAAAAAUCUAACAAGGUAGAUCACAUUCAAUUGUAUGCCCGCUAAGACUUAAUGAACGAUAAGUGUACAGAGUCAACUAAAUUGUAACAAAGUUGCACAGUGUACGACCUUACGACCUUUUUUUACACUAAAAGGUACUUUCGUCUGCUAACAAAUCAUUAUUUCUUAUAUAAUGAUUUGUUCAUUAUUUCUUACCCUGAACUUUAGAUUUCACGUAGUAAAAAAGUCUAAGAUGGGCAAAGCGAAUUUGUUUAUUGAUUACUUAGAGUAUUUCCCCUUUCUCCUAACUACCUCAUUUAAUAAUGUUUUUAUUAUUUAAUCGAUUUUUUAAAUUUUAGAGAUAAUAGGAAAGUCAGUUUUAGACAAAAAAUUCGAAGGCAAAGAAGAUCCAAGCAUGGGUCUAACUACUUUGACCUUAAAGCCGUUUUCAAGGUGAUUUUUUAUAUGGUAAAUUUAUUAUACCGAAUUUGAAUGGUACGCAAAAUUUUAUAUAAACAUAAUUGUGUAUCAAGAUUACAUAAAGAUUAAAUUUGCGAACGCGUAUGAUUAGCUCUGACAGGAGGUUAAAAACAGUAAAAAUACUUUGGUCAUAAGUUUUCUGGGACGGGGUAGUUCCAGAGCAUCGCACUUUGUAUAAAGUCCCCUUUAUAUUAAACUAUCCCAGACAUGAUUACUAGUUUAACUUAACUCGACCUUUCAAUAUAUUUAUUCUCGAAAACAUUGCAACACAUUGUUUGCAACCUCUUUACCUAGUAAUUUUUCGUGAUAUUUGAGGUUUGAUUUUUAGAAAGAUACUCUUCAAAAAAGGUUUUUUUCAAUCUUAACACUUAAAUGUUCAUAUGACGCACGGUAGGAAUUUCUAAAUAAUGCAUUAUAUAAAAAACAAUUCUUGUGGAGUCUUUUGUUUUUUGUAGUUAAAGUGGUAAAAAGGUUUUAAAUUCAAAUAAAAGUGUUUAUUAUUAUUACUAUUAUCAUUAAAAUGGCUGCGUUUAGGUUAUCAAUUUCCGUUCCUGACAAGUUUUGUCUCAAACAUUGAGACCGUGAGACAAAAGUGAAAUUUUGGAUUCAUUUCGAAUCCGGUAUAAACAUAACGGAUAUACAUAAAUCACUUUGUCCUUAAAAACGGUAUUGAGGUCGCGGCUUUUUGAAAAAUAUGUUAACGACCUCUGCCCAACAACUUUUGAGUUUGUGACUUGAAAACAAUUUCUUCGUAAGAUUUUGCGUAUUUUUCAAAUCUGAUAUAAAAAUAAGACUUGCCAUAUAAGAAGAACCUAAACCUUAAAAACGGUUGGACGUGUCUUCUUUUUUCUGCACUGCCUAAAACUUUUUGUGUUUAAUUCAAAAUUCUGAGUUAUCUCCAAUUAUGAAAUAAAAAAAUGCGACAUACGUGAUUUGACCCAACUAUGCUGCAAACACCCUGCUCUCUGAUUUUUCCGAUUACUUUGAAAUAGAGAAAAGUAUGUUAAAAAAAAAAUAAUAGAUUAACUAAAAGUUAUAAUUGAAAUUGAAUUAAUUAUAAUUAAUUUAAAAUAAUGUUUGUACCAUUGCACCAAAAAAAGCACUUGUUCCCGGCGGCGCGCAAAUACGGAAACGAUAUAUAUACUGAAGAAGACUAUUUAAUUUCCUUGAUUUUGUUUCUCGGUCAGCUACCAAGAUUAACGUGUACAAAUUUCCCGGAGUAGUGAAAAUAAAACAGGGUGGUCAUCUGCCCGUCCCUAGAUGAGACAACGGACUGUCUUGGUUCUGUGAAUCGCCAUUUUUCUACAUCGUGGGGCGAAUUUAGGACACCCUUAUUAAGUUUUUUUCUUGCGCAUUUUAGGAGGUUUUGUGUGAUAGUUUAGGGGGUUCAUCUCUUGCUGUGUGUUAUUGCAAAGCGGCAUUACUUAAUUUUGUUUUUAUUUUUUAGCACCUUUUAAGUUAAUUCGGUAGAGAUGAACAGAUUGAUUUUAUUUAAAUUUUAGUGCGGAGAAAAUUUUUAUACUCGUGUCGUAAAUUCGUCCAUUAAUUAAUUACAAGACUGCUCAGUGUUUUUAGUGAAUCGAAAUUGUACGUACAAGGGGAAAAUCGCGACUAACUUUCUAGUUUUUCACAAGUUGCGCCUACUCGAAUCGUAAGUUUUUAGUUUUAAAGAUAUAUAAUGUAUUUUAUUUAUAUAUAUUUUUAAGGUUUGUUCUAGUUUGCAGUGCUGAAAAGGUAACACUUGAUACUGGUUAUUUUUUUCAUUUUAAAUGUAAGACUUAUUGAUGUAAAUAAUGUAACGGUUUAAAUAUUUACAUUUACGUAAAGUAAGAUUUGUCAGGUGCUCUUAGGAAUUUGUUGAAAAACACAUUUUUGUUCUUAUUUAUCUGCUGUGUUGAAUAACACAACUUUUUGCAUUCAAUAAAAGACCAAAAAAUAAAA